Molecule: messenger RNA, 3848 nt
Organism: Mirounga angustirostris (Northern elephant seal)
Lineage: Eukaryota; Metazoa; Chordata; Mammalia; Carnivora; Phocidae
Gene: IL1RAPL2
Product: interleukin 1 receptor accessory protein like 2
Exons: 10
Coding region: 1-2034 (677 amino acids)
Biological process (GO): signal transduction
Molecular function (GO): interleukin-1, type II, blocking receptor activity
Source: RefSeq, a predicted model, not a curated record
AUGGGGCUGGAUCACUCUGGAUUACAGGCCUGUGCUGAUGAGAUCAAGCUUGCAGUGGAUGGCUGCAUUGACUGGUCAGUGGAUCUCAAGACAUACAUGGCUUUGGCAGGUGAACCAGUACGAGUGAAAUGUGCCCUUUUCUACAGUUAUAUUCGCACCAACUAUAGCAUGGCCCAGAGCACUGGGCUCAGGCUUAUGUGGUACAAAAACAAAGGUGAUUUGGAAGAGCCCAUCAUCUUUUCAGAGGUCAGGAUGAGCAAAGAAGAAGAUUCAAUAUGGUUUCACUCAGCUGAGGCACAAGACAGUGGAUUCUACACUUGUGUUUUGAGAAACUCGACAUAUUGCAUGAAGGUGUCAAUGUCCUUGACUGUUGCAGAGAAUGAAUCAGGCCUGUGCUACAAUAGCAGGAUACGCUAUUUAGAAAAAUCUGAAGUCACUAAAAGAAAGGAGAUCUCCUGCCCAGACAUGGAUGAUUUUAAAAAGUCCGAUCAGGAGCCUGAUGUUGUGUGGUACAAGGAAUGCAAGCCCAAAAUGUGGAGAAGUAUAAUAAUACAGAAAGGAAAUGCUCUUCUAAUCCAAGAAGUUCAAGAAGAAGAUGGAGGAAAUUACACUUGUGAACUUAAAUAUGAAGGAAAACUUGUAAGACGAACAACUGAAUUGAAAGUUACAGCUUUACUCACAGACAAGCCUCCCAAGCCAUUGUUCCCCAUGGAGAAUCAGCCAAGUGUUAUAGAUGUCCAGCUGGGUAAGCCUCUGAACAUCCCCUGCAAAGCAUUCUUUGGAUUCAGUGGAGAGUCCGGGCCAAUGAUCUACUGGAUGAAAGGGGAGAAGUUUAUUGAAGAACUGGCAGGGCACAUUAGAGAAGGUGAAAUAAGGCUCCUCAAAGAGCAUCUUGGAGAAAAAGAAGUUGAAUUGGCACUCAUCUUUGAUUCAGUGGUGGAGGCUGACUUGGCAAAUUAUACCUGCCAUGUGGAAAACCGAAAUGGACGGAAACAUGCCAGUGUUCUGCUACGUAAAAAGGAUUUAAUCUACAAAAUUGAACUUGCAGGAGGCCUGGGAGCAAUCUUCCUCCUCCUUGUACUCCUUGUGGUCAUCUACAAAUGCUACAAUAUUGAGUUGAUGCUUUUCUACCGACAGCAUUUUGGAAGUGAUGAAACUACCAAUGACAACAAAGAAUAUGAUGCCUAUCUGUCUUACACAAAAGUGGACCAAGAUACCUUAGACUGUGACAAUCCUGAAGAAGAGCAGUUUGCUCUUGAAAUACUGCCAGAUGUCCUGGAAAAACACUAUGGAUAUAAACUCUUCAUCCCAGAAAGGGACCUGAUUCCAAGUGGAACAUACAUUGAAGAUCUCACAAGAUGUGUUGAGCAAAGCAGAAGACUUAUUAUCGUGCUAACUCCAGACUAUACUCUCAGACGAGGAUGGAGUAUUUUCGAAUUGGAAAGCAGACUCCAUAACAUGCUAGUCAGUGGAGAAAUCAAAGUGAUCUUGAUUGAGUGUACAGAAUUAAAAGGAAAGGUGAAUUGCCAGGAAGUGGAAUCACUAAAGCGCAGCAUCAAACUUCUGUCCUUGAUCAAGUGGAAGGGACCCAAAAGCAGCAAAUUAAAUUCUAAGUUUUGGAAGCAACUAGUAUAUGAAAUGCCCAUCAAGAAAAAAGAAAUGCUUUCUCGGUGCCAUGUUCUGGACUCUGCAGAACAAGGACUUUUUGGAGAACUCCAGCCUAUACCCUCUAUUGCCAUGACCAGUACCUCGGCCUCUCUGGUGUCAUCUCAAGCUGAUCUCCCUGAUUUCCACCAUUCAGAUUCAAUGCAAAUGAGACACUGUUGCAGAGGUUAUAAACACGAGAUGCCAACUACCACCUUGCCAGUACCUUCCUUAGGCAACCACCAUACUUAUUGCAACCUGCCUCUGGCACUACUCAAUGGACAGCUGCCACUUAAUAAUACCCUGAAAGAUACCCAGGAAUUUCACAGGAACAGUUCCCUGCUACCUUUAUCAUCCAAAGAGCUUAGCUUCACCAGUGAUAUCUGGUAGUAAAAACUCUGAAGUCCUCUGAACAUCUAUGUGAGCAUAAAGAAUUUCUGCUUUAUCAAGCAUAAAGUACACCUAAUAACAUCGAGGUGCUGAAAAAGUGUUCAAAGUAGAAGGCACAGAAUCCCUUUUGUACUUAAAAUUUUUGUUUACAUUUCCAGAAUAGUGGGGUUUGGGGGGAAGAAGGACCUGUUUUUGUAGUAUAGUAUCUUGUUUCAACGUAUAGUUUUGAUUUCUUCCUGAAAAGAAAUAUUUAAAUAUCCUUUUGUUUUAGAGUAGGUUUUAUGAUACCAUUUGGACUACAAACUUAGUUAGAUGAGGUAUCUUCCCCAUAUUUAUAAAUAUUUCAGUAUUUACAUGGUAUUUGAAACAAGGAAAACUUAAAGACUUGAAUUUGAAAAUUCUGAAUUAAGAGUAAGGGGAAAAGAGAACUUCUACAGAAUAACUGAAAAAUCAGGAAUUAUCAAGAAAGAAGUGUUGAAGCACCCCAAUUAGAAGAUUGUUUGUAGAAGAAGAUCGGUUAAGAAAAAAUGUGAUUGAAAUGUUUGGAACUUCUUCAACAUACUGGGCAACUUCUCUAGACUAAAUCAACAGCUCAUAUGACAGCUGAUAGUUGUAUAGGGAAGCACAUCUUCUGUAGGCAAACUGGUAGGUAGGCAAACAAUAUGCAUUUCUUAAGUAAAUGAAUAGAGAGGCUGCUAGUUCUUUGAAGAUGAUUUUAAAGAACUCAUGGCUUUCUAGCCUAUUUCAAAAGUUUUACAAAUUUGAAAACACAUUUUAAGAUGCACAUUUUAUUGUUUGCUAAUAAUUCACAUUUGAAUUUUUUCCAAAUGAUCUCUUGACCUGCUUUAUACGAAGAUGUGCGCAUCUUCCUACUUUUUUACAGCAUCAUUGGAGUUUGAAUUUAAAUAAAUAUUAACUGCAAGUGUCAGCAGUAGAAAAGAAGUAAAACAACAAUAUCAACAGAUGAAGUGCAAAAUGAUUCACGUUUACUAGUGGUAGAGCAGCAAUUGCAGUGAUUCUCAUCUAAAAUGUAGUUGUGAAACAGACUAUUCUGUACAUACACAAUAUCUUCUUGGCCAUGUGUGCAAGGUUCCUGCAGAAGUGUCUCUAUUCCUGGUGCUUCAAAGAGUAUAUUUUAUAGACUAAACUUCUCCACCUUCACAUUAUGACCGUGGCUGUACCACACCAGAAAAUCCCUGUGAAUGAUCUAAAAUAUUAUGAAUUUGCUGUAAGGAUUGUGCCCCUAUUCUAGUAUUUAUUGUGGAUUACCACUUUGUGUUCUUUCCAAUUACUCAGUUUUGGUGUGUUCUCUACCAAGAUGCCUGUGGGGGCCAAUUUUUUAUCAAGGUUGAUUCUGGCACCUUGCAAAUGGUUUGUAAAUCGUGUUUUUGGACAAAUAUAAAUAAGGACAGAUGUACACAGUGUGUAAAAAUUAAGAAUUUGCCCCACCCUUGUAAAUGUGAAACUCAAAUGUAUAAGAGAAUGUUAGAUAAUAUGUUUUGAUUAUUUCUUUCAACCUUUUUACAUUAUUGAUUCCCUGUGAUCCAUGAAAGUUUUGUUUAAAGUACUUGUUUCUCCAUUGCUUUUCUAUAUCCAGCUGCUCAGAAAAUACAUUAUGCUUCAACAAUAUGUAAAAGCUUAGCAGUAAUACAUGUUCCUUUCAUAGUGGGACAAUUAGUUGCUCCUUUGAAAAGUCCUGUUCAACACAUAUAGGUGUUUCAUAGAUGUAUUGUUUCCACUGAGAAAGGUGAUUUUGCUUCUGUAAAAAAAAAAAUAGGUAUUUCAAAAUGGAAAUUUAUCAAUUCCAAACUGUU